Messenger RNA from Linderina pennispora, 1032 nucleotides. RefSeq lists its product as uncharacterized. The transcript has 3 exons. Lineage: Eukaryota; Fungi; Kickxellomycota; Kickxellomycetes; Kickxellales; Kickxellaceae. Gene Ontology annotation, biological process: long-chain fatty acid biosynthetic process. The coding region runs from base 1 to 1032 and encodes 343 amino acids. Gene Ontology annotation, molecular function: acyltransferase activity. The record is from RefSeq and is a predicted model, not a curated record. Gene Ontology annotation, cellular component: fatty acid synthase complex.
AUGUCGCUGGAUGUUGCUGUGGGGACAAUUAAGCUGGGGAAGGCAAAGGUGACGACUGCUGGUGCAUCUGGCUCGUAUUCGCGUAAUGUCGCCUCUACAACACCACAGAUUAAGAUGACCACUGAUGCACUGGAGGACCAUGCGAUAGGUCGUUCACCCAAGGAAUUGUCCCAGCCAUGCACAGCCACCUGCAGUGGGUUUGCUGAAGGUAUUGUGUCAUGGAUCCUAAUACGGAUGUCUGCAAGUGCUGCAAUCAGGUGCGGAGCGCCCAUAUACGGCGUUCCUGCUAUGACAGCGACUGCCACAGAUAAGGAAGGGCACAUAAUACCCACACCAGGCCAAGGGAUUCUGAUGAUAGCUCGGGAGUCACCUACAGGUGAUAUAUCUCCGUUUCUUAACAUUAGCCUUCGUCGUCAGGAACGUCAAAAAAUAAUUGCUUCAAUCAAAUCGUGGGCUGAUGCCAAGCAUAGUCAAUUGGGUGGCAAAAGUGACUUUACCAACACUCGCGUAAAGUGUAUUGAGAGCAAGGUUCGGCAAAUGAUCAAAAAUGCGCAAGGCGAACAGAGCAACAAAUUCUGGAGGAACGAUCCCACCAUUUUCUCAUUGUGCAGCUCGCUCGCAACAUGGAGGCUGACAAUAGUUGCAAGUGGUAAAAACGAUCCCCAUGUGAUCAACCAGCAGCUCAAGAAGCUUGGCCGUACACAUGGAUAUGCUGUUCCUGUAGUAUGCCAGAAGUGGCUGGCUGGACACCCCAGAAUGCUACCAGCGGCCUGGAUGCUCAACAGUAUGAUUCAGUGCAUGCAAACAGGAAUCGUGCCAGGAAAUCGCAAUCUAGAUAACGUCAUAUCUGAACUUGUAGAAUACAGCCACCCUGUUUCCCCAAGCAGGUCAAUCCAGACGCCAGGGAUUAGUACCACUCUUCAUACACCAUUUAGAUUCGGUCAGGUUGGUGGAGAGAUUCCUGUUCCCAUUCAGACUAUGUGCACGCAGUUCUUUCACAAGAAGCACUUGGUCAGCACCGGUACAAGGUGA